AGUCCCUUCAGUCUGAGCAGCAGCACCCAAAGAGCGCCUGGUGCUUCCCUGCAUUUUUUGCAUUUGGAUUCCCAUCUGGAAUUUUUACGUAAGAGCAGUUCUUGGGAAGAAGCAUCCUUCAAAGUGUCAAAUUCACCACCAGCGUGUCAGGCAUUUCAUACUUUGCCUCCAAAGGAGCUGAAGUCGCCUUGGUUACACAGUGCAGCUUUAUGCUGGGGGAGGACAAGGGGCACCUCAGCAGGGCUGCCCACAGCAGUUCACCAUGUCAAAGAAGUUUCUUCCCCAACUCCUUUUUGGUUCUCCUAAUUCUUAGAAAAGAUGACAAAGUUCAAGAUGAACUCGUCUGAACCUCAUGGGGUCUUUUCCUCCUUUUUCCUACUUUGUCUGUUCUGCGUAUGACGGAAGUUUGGUGAAGCCUUUCAUUUCAGUCAAAGCAGAGUUCAGGAUUAUGAUACUAAGGACUUUUCUGACCGUGGCGUCCACUGUUGUUCUCAUCAGGUCUGCUCAUCAGUCAUGCUUGGAAGGGGAGCGGGAAGAGGACAGUGCCCUUUGUGUUGCCUUCACCCCCUACCUCAUCUUCAGUUAUGGCAGUUCCAUAUUCCGAGUGGACCGAGAAGGGACCAACCUGAAGAGGCUGGUGGCCAACACAAGUGCUUCUGUCAUACUGGGCUACCACCACGGUGAGGACAGGAUCUACUGGGCCGACAUGGGCAGGCAGGGCAUGAUUGGCAGGGCUUUCAUGAAUGGCACAAGGAAAGAGAUGGUGCAUGUGACAGGAGAAGGUGUUUCAGGAUUUACUGUAAAUUGGAUCCAAAACACCAUCAUCUGGAGCAAUCGCAUCAAGGGGACAAUCGAAGAGGUGACUGUCAAUGGGUCAAACCCACACCUUCUUUUUGGAGACUUGUUUCAUCCAAGUGACGUUAUUGUUGAUCCCUAUGAGAGGCUUCUCUUCUGGCUUUCUGAUGGACUGUUGGCCACUGUUGAUUGUGCCCCUAGCACUGGUGGAAAGGUGAAGUCAAUAUUCGGCUCACAUGAGAAACUGGAAACGAUCUCACUGGAUUUUAAUGACAAGAGAGUCUUUUGGGUUCAGUAUGGUCAAGAAGAAGAUGAAGCCAUGGUGGGAUCCUGUGACUACAGUGGGGCUACCGUCCAUAUGAUGAGAUUAUUGGCUCAAUCUUGGCCAUUUAGGAUGUCUCUGUUUGCUGAUCACAUCUACUAUACGGACCUGAAGAGCAGAACAAUCAGGAGAACCCAUAAAUACACUGGCCGAAAUGUUGUCACUUUAAACCUCAAGCCAUCGUUUGAUGUUUUGGCAGAUGUGAAAGUCGUCUUCCCAUUAACUUCACUCACAGACCGGACAGGAGCUCCAUUAACAGCUGAUUCUGGAUGUGCCAGUGGACAAGACAGUUGCCGAAGUGUCUGUGUGAGGGACGGGGACCAGCAGUGCUGGUGUGCGGAGGGCUUUGCACUAACCAAAAAUGGGACUGCUUGUGAAGAUGUCAAUGAGUGUGCCUUUUGGAAUCAUGGCUGUACUUUAGGCUGCUACAACAUCCCAGGCUCCUACGUCUGCACCUGUCCUCAAGGAUUUGCUUUACUGCCGGAUAUGAAAACCUGCCACGAGCUGCUGCCAUGCUUGUCUGACCUUACCAGUUGCAGUCAUUACUGCAUGCAGACAGAAGAGGGCGCCGUAUGCUCCUGCCCAGAGGGAUCCAUGUUGGCUCCAGAUGGGAGAACCUGCACAGGUUGUACAUCUCUGGAUAACGGGGGGUGCAGUCAGAUUUGCACGUUGCAGAGUCCCACUAAAUGGGAGUGUGAUUGCUUUCCUGGAUAUCUUCUUGACCGGGACGCCAAGCACUGCAGCGCAGUUGGUCCCCAGCCUUAUCUACUUUUUGCAAAUAUUCAUGAUAUUCGGCGCAUCCACUUUGAUGGCACCUUGUAUGAGACCCUGUUGGAUAAGCAGGUGGGCCGAGUGUUAGCACUGGACUACGACCCGGUGGAAAGUAAGAUUUAUUUUGCUCAUACUGCUCUCAAGUGGAUAGAGAGAGCCAACCUGGAUGGCACAGAGCGUGAAGUGUUGGCCAGUGAGGAUUUAGAGUUGUGUGGAGGACUGACUUUGGACUGGAUAAACCGCAAGCUGUACUGGACCGACUCGGGGCGGUCUGAGAUUAAAAGAAGUGCCCUUAACAGGAUGCAAGGAGAGGUGAUCAUCCAGGACAACAUGACCAAGCCCCAUGGAAUUACCGUCCACCCUCUGGCAAAGAGGCUGUUCUGGACCGAUGAAGGUGACAAGCCUCUGAUUGAAAGCGCCUUCUUGGAUGGCAGCGGGCGCCGCAUUGUCGUCGGCACCCACCUUGUUGCCCCGACUGGACUAGCAGUGGACUACCUGGCAGACAAGCUGUACUGGUGCGAUGCCAAACGAUCGGUAAUUGAAGUGGCUGAACUGGACGGCACCCACCGGCGCAGCCUGACACAGAACAAUGUAGGCCACCCCUUCAGCGUUGCUGUAUUUGAAGAUUACCUUUGGUUCACUGACUGGAAGAAUCCAUCUGUUGUGAGAGUGGACAAGAGGAGUGGACAGAAUGGAGUGCGUCUGCGAGGCAACAUGUCGCACCCUUCUUCUCUUGUUAUUGUGCACCCUUUAGCCAAACCCGGUGCUGACCCCUGCUUGUCCAAUAAUGGCGGAUGCAGCCACAAGUGUGACAACAGGUUUGGCGUGGCUCACUGCUCGUGUCACCCACAGUUUCUAAAGGGUGCCGAUGGCCGGUCUUGUUAUCGCUCGGAGUCAGUUCCAUUGUCCAAUGAGCCCGACUCUCACAGGCUGAAUUUAUCAAAUACACCACUGAACAGUGAAGGCAGUCCAGCAUUUCCUGUCACACGUCCCACUGCUGGAGGAGACGCUUCCCUGAGGAUCUCUCUGGAAGCGGAAAUUAUGAUUUCAGAUGAAGGUGACGACUGUGCUGAACAAGAGUGUGACAUUAACGCUCAGUGUGUCCUGACAGAAGGGGGCGCUGUUUGUCAAUGUAUGGAAGGAUUUGCUGGCAAUGGCAGCACCUGCAAAGACAUUGACGAAUGCUACACUGGCAUUGCCCUCUGUCAGCGGGGGUUCGCAGUUUGCAUUAAUACAGAGGGAGGCUACGUCUGCAAGUGCCAUGCUGGAUACACUGGGGAUGGCGUGAGCUGUCUGGAUAUUGAUGAAUGCAGCAUUGGUGUCCACAACUGUCACCCACACGCCGAUUGCACAAACACAGAAGGAAACUUCACCUGCACUUGCAGAAGUGGCUUCUCCGGAUCAGGCCUUAGCUGUUUUGAAUCAACAAUCCCACCACCUCGGAAUGUCUAUGAAACGACACAUCCAUGGAAUGACGAGCGACAUCACAGCUGCCCUGCCUCCCACGCCGAGUACUGCCUUCAUGAAGGAGUCUGCUUCCAUAUUCCAGAAAUUGAAUCCUACGCCUGCAACUGUGUGACAGGUUACAUGGGGGAGCGCUGCCAGUUCAGCGAUCUGGAGUGGUGGGAACUGCAGCGUGAAGAGGAAGAGAAGAAGCGUAAUCUCACCAUCGCUGUCUGCAUGAUCAUACUGGUCCUGGUGCUGACCGUUGGUGCCUGUGUGACGUAUUGUAACAGACAAAAGGAAUAUCAAGUGAAGAAUCCCUGUACUGAUGAAAUGAACGAGGGGAGCAGCGGUGUGGAUAGUGUCACCAGGACGUCUGGCAGCAGCGCCAAGCGGGUCUUUCUCGUACUGGAACAGGACCCAAGAGGAGAAGUUGGUCUUAUUCAGGUGCUCGGCUACAAUCACAAGCCAGUUUGCCACAGCUGCUCUUCAAAAACUGGUAGAGGUAAAGGUGCCCCAUUGGAGGAAGUGUCCAGGAUGCCCCAUGAGGGAGAUGAUCUGGUGCUGCCAUGUCAGUGGACAGAUGGCUGCCAUCUUGAGCCCAACAUUAGCGCUCUCCUCCUGAAAGCAGAUGGAGGGCUGAUUCACCUGGAAGGCAGUGGCCUCAGAAAAGACCCAGUGCCAGUCUGAGAGUUUGACGUGGACCUUUGUGACGUGAGCAGUUUCUGAGAGGACAGCGCUAGUUAGACAAUUAAACCUGUCUGCGUCACAAUGGAGAGGCCCUCUUAGAAGUCCUGGCCACCAUCCCACUGAGAGGUGACCUCAUGUCUGCUGACCCCUUGGUCUUUAGUGUUACCUCUUAGAAUAAUCUCAUAAAGGUCAUCUUGUUUUUGUAUUGUGUCACAUGGCCGCUUAGAUCGUAGUCCUCGUCAUCGCUCCACCGACCUCCUUUGGCCUUUCUCUCUAGCGUGGAUUAGUCUGUUGCCCCACAAUGCCCGCUUCUCCCACUUAUUAGAGCUCACGAAGCUGCCCGCCUGCUCUUUGUAUUCCAGUGUACAGAAGGGUCAUGGACGACAGAAACGAAGGCCAUGCUGAACUCCGCCUGUUACAUCAUAACCAGAAGACAAUGGGCACGACGUCCUGAAGAGGAACUGUGCAAGUCGAGUGACAAUGGGGAGGAAUUUGUCCAUCUUUAUUUUACUGUUAACGUUUGUGCCCACCUGCUUAGGACAUUUCUGCCUGAUAGCAACAGAAGGCACAUGUGGGCCUUCACCGCCUGAUUAUCCCAGACGUUCCGCACGCUUGUAUUUCUUGUGUGACGUUUUGAGUGAACGAAGCUAGCAGGCCACAAAACGGCAUUUGGUGACAAUUUAAUAAGCGUUGACUUUACGUUGAUGACGCCUCCUCACUCUUGAUGACUUUUUUCGCCAAUGAUGAUUAUUUUUGAUGGCCACUUCCUGACAGCAUUGGGUGUGAGACCUCAAUCCAUGUCAGGAUGCCAGUUCAAGUUCAGCUCAUUGUAGUGUCUUCAGGUGACACAUAAGUGACAUGAUGUACUCCCGUAACGAUGAAGAGUAGGAGAAGCUGACGUUAAUGCCGCGAUGGUACAAGAUAGAUUAACACUUCGAAGAGCCGGCAUGCAGCAUUCACUGGGAUUCUUGUUUUUAUUUUUUUUUAGUACAGUAAGUUGUUUGAAGGCUCUCUGUGAAAGACACUAUAUAAAAUAAAGUUUGAUUGAUUGUCGUGGUCUGUGAUAA
Erpetoichthys calabaricus (reedfish) is the source of this 5088-nucleotide messenger RNA. It is a transcript of the gene egf, whose product is annotated as epidermal growth factor. Gene Ontology annotation, molecular function: calcium ion binding. Lineage: Eukaryota; Metazoa; Chordata; Cladistia; Polypteriformes; Polypteridae. Bases 353 to 4021 code for a protein of 1222 amino acids. The transcript has 24 exons. The record is from RefSeq and is a predicted model, not a curated record.